GCGCCUCAAUACUUACACAGUUUAAGUAAGUAAUUGUAUAAAUUACAUGUGGUAUCCAAUUUUAUUACAAUUAUCUUAUAACGCAGACGAAGGAAUGGAGAAAGAUGAAAGGAUACAAGCGAAAUCGAGCCGAUCCUCGUCUCCGGAUUUCAGAACUCCACCGAGUAGCACGAUCACAGCGAAUAGCGAGAGCAGGAUAAUCACCUCUUCGAUAUCCACACCUUCAUCGAAUCCUUCCUACAGACCGAUGCGAAGCAAAUCAAUGUCGAACAUAUGUGCAGAAUCAUAUACAACUGGUGAUAUUAGAAGAAUUAAAGAGAGAUUACUAAGAAUGAAUUCUCACGUAGAACCGGCUGUGAUAAAGAAGUUCUCCAGAGAGCAAAAAUUGACUUUAGCUUCAUUGGCUCUCGUAGAUUUUAUGAGCUUCUGUUCAAUGUCGAUUAUGGCACCUUUUUUUCCAAGGGAAGCCGCGGAGAAGGGGCUUUCAGAUACACUAUCGGGUUUUGUUUUCAGCUUCUACGCUCUAGUGAUGUUCCUAACAUCUCCAAUUUUUGGGAAAUUGACACCGAAACUAGGACCGAAAUUUCUAUUCCUUAGUGGAAUGUUCACAGCCGGCGCUUGCAAUUUGCUAUUUGGAAUGUUAGAAUAUAUACAUGAUUAUACAUUAUUUACAACAUUUUGCUUAAUUAUAAGAGGAUUGGAAGCUCUGGGAGCUAGUGCAUUCUCAACUGCCAGUUACGUUUUCGUAAUAAAUACAUUUCCAAAUAACAUCGGAUCAGUUCUUGGUAUUUUGGAAACGUUCGUAGGAUUAGGUAUGAGCACGGGUCCUGCCAUUGGUGGCAUUCUGUAUUCGCUAGGUGGAUUUGAUUUGCCAUUCUUCGUUCUGGGGAUUACAAUGAUUCUAAUUAUACCCAUCAAUGUUUGGUUACUACCUUCUCUAAAAGAAUUUAAUAUGAACAAUAAUUCUAUCUCAGUGCUAAAAUUAAUUAAAUUGCCUGCAGUAAUUAUUACCGGUUUAAUAGUUGUGGUAGCAUCGAGCACUUGGGCCUUCCUGGAUCCAACUUUGGAGCCUCACCUCAGACAAUUCGAUUUGGCUCCUGAGAAAAUUGGUUUAAUAUUCUUGCUCUUUUCCGCUUUAUACGGAAUUUCAAGUCCUAUCUGGGGUUGGUUGGCCGACAAGGUCAACAAUCAUUGGUCGAUGAUGAUAUGCGGAUUAUUUUUUAGCACAAUUGGUUUACUUUUACUAGGACCUACCCCUUAUAUAGCGUAUCUUGAAAGCUCGCUCUGGUUAAACUUGGUAGCUCUCUCAAUAUUAGGAAUCUCCGUAGCAUUAGCUUUGCUACCCACUUUUCAAAGCGUUUUAACGAGCGCAGUCGAAGGAGGAUGCACUCCUUCGAUGCAAAUGUAUAGCGUCGUGGCUGGUACUUGGUCUUGCAUGUAUUCAUUAGGCGAAGUUAUCGGACCUUCCUUGGGAGGUUUUCUUCUCCAAAAUUAUGGUUUCCCAAUUACCUCAACAAUUAUGGCCGGAAUGACGUUCUCUUUAAGUCUUAUUGGAUUGGUUUAUUUCUCUUUGAGAUCACGUUUCGAAUUGAAAAAGUCGACGGCCAGUGAAAGCGACUUCGGCGAUUCCUGGAACGAAAGCAACGAGAAAACGCCGUUAUUGGUAUCUCUAACUGAUACUGACCACCGCUUAUAUACAGAAGAGAAGGUUCAGUGCUACGAGCAAAGCAGAAGGAUGGACAAUCAAAGCGGAGAUAUUGAUUAUGAUCAAAUCACUGAUGUUAGAGGAACUGUGGCAAUCACGGGUAAAGGAGCAUGUGAAGUCUAAUAUGUAAUGAAAGCCAUGUGAAUAAUUAUUUUUUUAAUGCAAUUAAAU
Molecule: messenger RNA, 1876 nt
Organism: Nicrophorus vespilloides
Lineage: Eukaryota; Metazoa; Arthropoda; Insecta; Coleoptera; Silphidae
Product: MFS-type transporter SLC18B1-like
Exons: 13
Coding region: 47-1828 (593 amino acids)
Biological process (GO): transmembrane transport
Molecular function (GO): transmembrane transporter activity
Source: RefSeq, a predicted model, not a curated record